Molecule: messenger RNA, 1254 nt
Organism: Ectocarpus siliculosus
Lineage: Eukaryota; Phaeophyceae; Ectocarpales; Ectocarpaceae
Source: the annotation of a GenBank genome assembly
CUCACCUUGCGCUACCCUACACCUUCAGUUGAGGGAAUGAUGGUUUUUAGCUGGCUUGGGAGAGACGGCAUCUACCCUCUUGCGUUAGCGGCUCGCAUCUUGUUUAUCGUAUUUGGUGAGUGGCAGGACAAGAGUCUUUCGAUACCGUACACCGAUGUUGACUAUGAGGUCAUCUCGGAUGCGGCCCAACUCGUUGUGGACGGAAGCUCACCCUACGACCGCGCGACCUUCCGCUACUCGCCACUCCUAGCGUACCUCCUGGUUCCGAACGUGUUGCUUCAUAGAUGCUGGGGGAAAUUGCUUUUCAGCGCGGCGGAUCUGGUCGUUGGGAAAUGCCUGCAAUCCAUUCUCACCCGGAACGGUCUGCCGCCAGGGCGUUCGCUUCAGUACGCAUCCCUUUGGCUCUUGAAUCCGUUGUCCAUCAACGUGUCCACCCGAGGCAGCUUCGAUGCACUAACUAGCGCACUGGUUCUAGGGACUACUUCUGCGCUUCUGCAAGGCUCACUGGGCUGGGCUGCUGUUGCAUUUGGUCUCGUGGUGCAUCUCCGUGUCUACCCCAUCAUCUACGCUCCUGCUUUCGCGCUGUAUCUCGCUCGGAGUUCACUGGCGGGCUGGUAUGGCGGUGCUGACCCCACAGGCGUUGUCAAGAGCUCAGCAGUCUGGAUAAAUCUGGUCAGCCGUCGCCCACUGCUGUUCGCUCUUCUCUCGGCAUCGACGUUCUUGGCAUGCACUUCUGCGUGCGCUUGGGCAUACGGCCUGGAUUUCGUUCGCCACGCUCUGCUGUACCACCUGACGAGGACGGACAACAGGCACAACUAUUCGAUAUACUGGUACUGGAUUUACUUGGACUACGGAGCACCGCACCGAUGGUUGCUGGGCCUGGCCGCCUUCAUACCGCAGGCAAUGAUGCUCAUGGUAUCUGCCGCUCUUCUUCACGGCGACCUCGCUUUGUGUGUAUUUGUUCAAACUGCCUUGUUCGUGAUCUUCAACAAAGUGUUCACGGGACAGUAUUUUACGUGGUUCCUGUGCCUGGUGCCGUUGCUAGCACCACGUUUGGCACUCGGAACGAAGAUGACCUUUGUACUGCUAGGAAGCUGGGUGUGUACGCUUUUGUGGUGGCUAUUCGCAGCGUGGAAUGUCGAAAUGCAAGGCCGAAACAUGUAUCUGGCUCUUUGGGUUGGUUCGGUGUCGAUGUUCGCCACGAACGUGGUCGUGUUGAAUGCAUGCUUACAUGCACUAGUCAGAGUAGUUUAA